AUGCAACCUCAAGAUUACGGUAUAGUGCCUGGAAGUCUCAAGGAGUUACUUUCCGUCAAGGAUAACCAUAAAUGGCAAGGUAAACCCAUUGUUGCUCAAGUUCAAAACUCCAAGAUUCUUCAAGAACAAAAUACUGAUAAAAAGUAUCGACUUAUUGUUUCUGACGGUGCUUAUAGUAUCCAUGCUGUUGUUGAUCAGAAUAAUAAUAACUACUUGGAAAGUAAUGGUUUUUCCAGAUUUUCAAUUAUUCUUUUGAAAAGUUAUACCAUUGCCAAAACUAAGAAAAGAGUGAUGAUCAUUAAUGAUCUUGAAGUUAAAGUUCCAAAAGCUGAUAAAAUCUCCGAAAAUGCAGUUCCCUGUGAUACUUAUUAUGACCAGAACCCUGCGGAUGACUUGGUUGCCCAAGCAAAUGCCAAAGUUGUAAGACAACCUCAGCAACAACAACAACAACAACAACAACAACCUCCUGCCAACCAUGGUCCUAUUUGUCCAAUUGAGUCGAUCUCACCUUUCUCAAAUAGAUGGACCAUUAAAGCUAGAGUAUCCUAUAAAGGGGACAUGAGAAGAUGGUCUAAUCAACGUGGUGAAGGAAGAUUAUUCAAUGUGAAUUUCUUAGAUGAAUCAGAUGAAAUUAGAGCCACUUCUUUCAAUGAAGAUGCCGAUAAGUUCUUUGAAUUAUUACAGGAAGAUAAAGUCUACUAUGUCACCAAAGCGAGAGUUGUUCCAUCAAAACCAAAUUUUAGUAAUUUAAGUCAUACUUAUGAAUUAAAUUUAGGAAGAGAUACUCAAAUCACUGAAUGUUUCGAUACUGCUGAUGUUCCUAAAAUCAAUUUCAAUUUUACUAAAUUGAAUCAAAUAGAAUCAGUAGAAGCUAAUUCUAUUCUUGAUGUUAUCGGGGUUUUGAAAAAUGUUAAUAAUUGUGAAGAAAUGACUGCUAAAUCUACUGGUAAACCAUUCCAAAAAAGAAAUGUCACCAUUGUUGAUAACUCUAAUUAUGCAAUCGACGUUACCUUAUGGAAUAAAGUUGCCGAAGAAUUCAACGUCCCGACCGGUUCCGUACUUGCUUUUAAAGGUGUUAAGGCUAAUGAUUUCGGUGGUAGAUCUUUAAGUUUAACCCCUGCUGGUAAUAUGGUCUUAAAUCCUGAUGUUAAUGAAUCUUAUUCUUUGAAAGGUUGGUAUGAUAGCGAAGGUAUUAAUGAAAGCUUCCAAACUUUGAAAGUUGAAAAAUCUGCUGGUAAUUCAUUUUUAAAUGAUCGUAAAUCUAUUCUUCAAGUUCAAGAUGAAAAUUUGGGUAAAAAUGAAAAACCAGAUUAUUUCAAUACAAAAGCUUGUAUUAAUUACUUUAAAACUUCUAAUAUUGCUUACCCUGCUUGUAUUAACGAAGUUCAAAGAGGUGAAAAUGUUACUACUUGUAAUAGAAAAAUUAUCGAAGAAAAUGAAAGUACUUGGAGAUGUGAAAAAUGUAAUAUCACUUACAAUCAACCUCACUAUAGAUAUAUCAUCAACUGCUCAAUAACUGAUCAUACCGGUCAAAUUUGGGUCACUUUGUUUGAUGCUGAUGCUGAAAGAAUCUUCAAAAAAUCCGCUGAUGAAAUGGUUAACUUGAAGGCCAACGAUGAACAUGCUUUUAACCAAAUCACAAAUAAUCUUAUAAUGAAUGAAUAUGGUUUCAGAAUAAAAGCAACUCAAGAUUCUUUCAAUAAUGAACUUAGAAUAAGAUUCACUGUUGCUGGUAUUUUUGAUAUUGAUUAUAAUACCGAAAGUGAGUUCUUAGCAAAACAAUUAGAAUCAGUUCUUUGAUUUUUUACUCGAUUAUAUAUCUAAUUUUUUCG
Messenger RNA from Hyphopichia burtonii NRRL Y-1933, 1832 nucleotides. It is a transcript of the gene RFA1, whose product is annotated as replication factor A subunit protein. Gene Ontology annotation, molecular function: DNA binding. Gene Ontology annotation, cellular component: nucleus. NCBI's taxonomy places the organism in Eukaryota, Fungi, Ascomycota, Pichiomycetes, Serinales, Debaryomycetaceae. Gene Ontology annotation, biological process: DNA recombination; DNA replication; DNA repair. Bases 1 to 1800 code for a protein of 599 amino acids. The transcript is spliced from 2 exons. The record is from RefSeq and is a predicted model, not a curated record.